AUGUGUUUUCCUCGACCUCGAAUCGGAUUGGCGUUCGCGCUGCUCUUCGCUGUCGGAGCAGCGGCCGAGCAAAACGCUACUAACGAAAAUCAUGCAAAAAAUUGGGAGCCUCAGAGAGCGUACGAAAUCUCGGACGCAAUUCUCUUGGACUAUGUCAAGACGCAGAUGCUCCGUGGCCUCGGACUCCGUGAACCGCCGCGAGUACGUCGAGCGGCCGUAGUUCGGAACCACGAGUACGAACGAGUAUACGAAGAGUACCGCAGACGGCUCGAAGAAGAUGAUCUCUUAGAUGAUGCCGAAGAUCUUCAGAGCUCUUCCGGUCUCCAGAGACUGUACACAAUACGCUCGAGCGGCAUGAGCGGUCCAUACACAGAAGAAAACGACGGCGUCGUCCAGCGUAUUCGAUUCCGAAUCCCGGAGUCGACCAGUCAGAAUCUUGUCUCAGCGAGAUUAAGACUGAGACUUAAUCGUAGACUGCAGCCCCACACUUGCUCAGUGAAAGUCUACAAGCUCGAUGAAGAAGAUCAACUCGAUUACCUCGUCGCAGAUCUACACACUCUGCCUGCCGAAACUACGUCGCGAAGCCACUCGACACGCUAUCGCAAAGUUAUCGAUCUCACUUCGUCAAUGAAGGGCUGGCUACGAUCCAGUGGAACUGUCGAGUUCCGCGUAUGGCAGAGUCGACGAGGCUGUCUUCGAGGUCUUCCGACGUUCGACCUCAUGGCAAGAGAGGUUUCUGCUUCCCUAUCCAGAUCGAAGAGAUCACUAUCCACGAGAGGCAACAGGGUGACUCCGAAUUCGGAUAAGCUGGGUGCCACUCGCAGAAUGUGCUCCGGAGAAAACGACAAAGCUUGUUGUAUGAGAUCAUUGAAUGUUUCUGUCGCCGACUUCGGAUGGGACGAAUGGAUCAUCGAACCGAAGACUUUCCAAGCCAACUUCUGCAGAGGCCAAUGCCUUUAUAAGCACGGACAUUUCGCUAGUUCGCACGCGGCUCUUCAAAGCAAGAUCAGCCGCAUCCUCGGGCAUAAGACGGUACCGCGACCUUGCUGUGCACCCACGAAACUCAAGGCCUUGCCCGUCAUGUACCAGGAUUCACAAGGCGUCAUGCACUUCGGUCGGAUACCAAAAAUGAUUGUGAAGGAAUGCGCUUGCUCUUAG
Molecule: messenger RNA, 1158 nt
Organism: Galendromus occidentalis (western predatory mite)
Lineage: Eukaryota; Metazoa; Arthropoda; Arachnida; Mesostigmata; Phytoseiidae
Product: growth/differentiation factor 8-like
Exons: 4
Coding region: 1-1158 (385 amino acids)
Cellular component (GO): extracellular region
Molecular function (GO): cytokine activity; growth factor activity
Source: RefSeq, a predicted model, not a curated record